ACUCGCUCGCGUGGUCGUGGCCAUCGUUAGCUAGUCUCUUUCCUUUCCUCAGCCGCCAUUUCGCUAGCCUCCGUCACUUUCAUCUCGCCGUACCGCCACUUCCACUCCAGAUUUUACUUCUCACUCAAUGAAAUCUCAAAUCUCGUCUCCUUUUCCUGCAAAUUCUAAACAGCACUCGGAACACAUAAUCGAUUUUAAGGCGACGCAGGGGAUACGUUCGGAGAUAUUAGGCAAACCGUUGGCGGUGGAGCCUCCUCUGCUUUGAGGAUACGAUCUGCAUUGUGUGCAUCUACAACUUACUCCGCUGAUGCAAAACAGAUGACAAUAGGAGAAGCUCUCAAUUCUGCACUAGAUGAAGAAAUGUCUACAGAUCCUAAUGUCUUUCUAAUGGGGGAAGAGGUUGCCAGGUUGGUGAAUUUCAGGGUGCAUUCAAGAUUUCUUGCGGAAGUAGGGUCCCAAGAGAGUUCUUGACACUCCAAUCACAGAGGUUGUUGAUACUUCAUACUCAAUGAAAUUGUGCCUGUUCUUUUUUGCACACUAGUUUUAUUCUCUUUCUUUAGUCUAAGGCUUUACCUGUUUUGAAGGCUGGUUUUUGUUGGAAGAAAAUGUGGUUGAAGUAUUAGCUUGUGAAGAGUGUGAUCCUGAGGUGAAGCAAAACAAUCAAAGAUGGAUUUUGGA
Rubroshorea leprosula is the source of this 678-nucleotide messenger RNA. Lineage: Eukaryota; Viridiplantae; Streptophyta; Magnoliopsida; Malvales; Dipterocarpaceae. The record is from the annotation of a GenBank genome assembly.